AUGGCGGAUGCAAAGGAUUUGGAGAAUGGCUCUGCCAACAACAUGAACGAUUUCGCACUCGACAAGGCGCGGACACACGGUGAUAACAGCACCAGUAACCUCCGUCAGAUGUGAGUUUUCUUUGACUGCAGCUGGAAAAGACGAGACGUGCUUGGAAUUCAAUCCCCACUGACACUUCUCUCCAACCAGGCUCACCAAUAACACCAUCUCCGACGAGCAAUUCGAACGCCUCUUCCUGUCGCCUCGCAACAAUGUCUCGGGCGAUCUGCGCAAGACCUUCGCCAACCCAACUCCCCUCGCCAUCAUGGGUUUCUCCGUCGGUCUGACGCCCCUCUCCGCCGAGUUGAUGGGCUGGAGAGGCAGCGGAGGCAGCGCCCAGGCCACGAUCGGAGCGACGCUCUGGUUCGGAGGCGUGCUGCUCCUCUUCGCGGGUGUCGGCGAGUGGAUCCUCGGCAACACGUUCCCCUUCAUCGUCUUCAUGGGCUACGGGUGCCAUUUCUUGACCUUUGGCACGUCGUUUAUCCCCUUCUUCAAUGGUGUUUCCGCCUACACGAGCGGGACGCCCUAUAUUGGCGGCGCGGGGAAUCAGAUGAUGACGCCCAUGUAUGCCGCUUCUUACGGUAUGCAUGCUCCUCCCCAUCCACCACCACCACCACCACCUUUUCCGCCUCUCCCCCGCCGUUCCCACCCCACUUAUACUGACUCCUCUUGCUUUCCGCGCCCCUCUAGGCUUCUACCCGCUCGCCCUCGCCAUCCUCUCCUUCAUCUUCCUCAUCUGCUCCCUGCGCACCAACCUCUUCUUCUUCCUCAUCUUCGUCGCCGCCACCAUGGGCUUCGGCUUCGCCACGGCGUCUUUCUGGUACUCCGCCGUCGGCGCCAUGGGCAUGGCCGAGCAAUUCCUCGUCGCCACCGGUGGUUGUUUCUGGGCCGCCGCCAUGUUCGGUUGGUACUUGCUCUUUGCGAUUAUGAUCCCCACCAUGGAGCUGCCGAUCCCCGCGCCGCCGAUUGUGGAUCUGAGUACGGUUGUUAAGGCUAAGAAGCCGAAGCAGGUGUAG
This is a messenger RNA of Lecanosticta acicola, 1055 nucleotides long. NCBI's taxonomy places the organism in Eukaryota, Fungi, Ascomycota, Dothideomycetes, Mycosphaerellales, Mycosphaerellaceae. The record is from the annotation of a GenBank genome assembly.